AUGCAAAAAGUAUACUGCUUAACCGAAAGUAGAAAUCGAUAUGCACCAGCGGGAAUCGAGUUUAGCGAAAAUAAAACGAUAACAGAGCGAGGCAUCGAUCAGUCGAAGUGCGACGCUUUUAAUAACGCAUUCAUUGUCGGAUCAGAAGACGAUGGACAUGAAUUUUGGUCAAGCGCGGUAGCAAAUAGUCGUUUCGAUAUGGCUGCUUUCGUUUCACAGUCUAAUGCGGAUGUUACGAGCAUGGAACAGAUAUCGUAUUUGGGAUGCGCGAAAAUUGAUAAUCCUAGUAGUGAAACGGAAAUACUGAAGAUCAUGCAGCUAUUAAAUCAAGAGCGUGCAGCAAAUCCCAUCGAUAUUAUUCUUUCCAUUCCUGAUUCGGCUUUUGGAAUUGUUCGCAUGUAUGACGGAUUAUCAAAAUCAGAGAUGGUCAAUUUUCCUGUGCAUCGCAUUCGAUUUUGUGCCCGUGGUCAUUUGAAUUCGACCGAAAAAGAAUGUUUUGCUCUUUCUUUCACUCAAAAAAACGCAACUGCUGGUGAUCCUGCUAUACAUCAGUGUCACGUAUUUAGGUGCCAGAUACCUGAAGCUGCUGGCAAAGCAUUAUUAUGUUUUGCUAAUGCAUUCCAAAAUAACUGUUCAAAAAAAUCGAUGUCUCCAAAGGUUCGGCGACAUUCUCAUCAAAGUGCGGAUGAUGAUUCGUCAAGUAUGGAAGGAACGAUGACACCGGGUGGUGAAGAAGAUUAUCAAUUCGAUGCCUUUUUAGAAAUGAAAGCAAGCAUUUAUCGUUUUAAUUUUUUAAAGGAAGAAGAUGCAAAAAAGGGAUUUACGAUUUGUCCACAGGAAAAAAAUUGUUUUAAAUUGCGCAAAGACCGUGAGAAGCGAAUUGUAGUCGUUCUUCAACAAACAACAGGGCGAAGUAUCCUUGCUGUUAGAAAAUGUUUUGGUUUAUUGCUAGCUGCUGGGCGUAACCUAAGGCAUGGUGAUAUGCAUCUUUUGGAUAUGCAAUCAAUGGGCCAUGGUAAUGAUAAAAGAAUUUAUAUUAUUGAAGCUAUCUGGGAUCCACAUAUUCAAAAUCUCGAAGUUCUUAAUACAGAGACACCACGAGAAACUCGUGUAUUUAUGACUGUAGCAGUGGAUGUGGUUUUAACUGGUUUAGAUGAACCAGUGCGUUUUAAUAUUGAAUGUAAAGCGCGAAUUUUUCAUGAACAUGAACGCUUUUGGUAUGUUACACGCAGACCUAUUGUUGAAAAAUAUUUCCUAACUUUAAAGAGAGAUUCUGAUGGAUUAGAACAACUUGAUUCAUCUAUAAAGAAUGCUGUUCUUAGUGUUGUUCGAUUUGAAUCCGUCACAGAACGCGAACGAUCAAUUAGUCGCUUAUCAUUAGGCCGUUCGCCAACGAAAAUGCCGACACAAUUAAUUCAUCCCGCUGAUGAUGACGAUUCAGACAGUGAUGAACCACUGUUGUCCGGAUCGGGUGAAGUAAAUCAGGAAUGUUCUGAAAACGUGUUAAAUGCUUGGAAGAAUGUAAUUGAUCAGUGGAAAGCAGAUCCAGAAGGGACACGACCAGAUGGAUUAGGAGAUUUGAUUCGAAACGGAGUCCCUGAUAUUCUUCGCGGAGAAGUGUGGCAGUAUUUAGCUAAAGUACAGAUUGAUCCAGAUCUCACCCAAACAUAUCGGCUGCUGUUAGGAAAAGAAUGCCCAUCGGAACAAGUUAUAUUGCGUGAUAUUCAUCGAACAUUUCCUGCGCAUGAUUAUUUCAAAAAAGCUGGUGGGGAUGGUCAAGAAUCCUUAUAUAGAAUCAGUAAGGCUUAUUCAUUAUAUGAUGAAGAAGUUAGCUAUUGUCAAGGAUUAUCUUUCCUGGCUGCUGCUUUAUUGUUGCAUGUAAGUUUUUAUUUGUUAACGAUAGGUAUAAAUAGAUUUUAUAAAUGUGGUUAUACAUCGGUUCUGACCCUUCUGAUGUAUCUGACCCUUUCACCAUAG
Messenger RNA from Dracunculus medinensis (Guinea worm), 1977 nucleotides. NCBI's taxonomy places the organism in Eukaryota, Metazoa, Nematoda, Chromadorea, Rhabditida, Dracunculidae. The record is from the annotation of a GenBank genome assembly.